GGGCAUAAUAAAAUCCGUCGUCAUACUGUAACCCCCAUGUGAUUGUAGGAUACAGCCCAGAGUUUCAACAUCAAGAACAAAGCAAAGCCACACCCUUCCAAACCUACACUUGUUUUUGCUAUCAAGACUUCAAUCACUCUUACAACCAUCCCCAAAUCGCAAAAAUGAAGUUACAUUACAUCGGAAUAAUCAAGAACUCAGAGACCCCCUCACACGAGCUCUGCUGCGUGAAAGAGUUGAGCGCAUAUGGCCGAUUUACAAGAGCCAGUUACGGCGAAUUCAUGACGGUUUUCAGUAAGACUGUCGCUGAACGAACGAAGCCUGGCCAAAGGCAAGAUAUUGAACAAGAUAGUAACACAUUCCACGCCUAUGGACGCAGCGAAGGUGUCUGUGGUAUAAUAAUUUCCGACCACGAAUAUCCAGCCCUCGUUGCCCAUCAACUUCUCUCCAAAGUCGUCGACGAGUUCCUAAAUGCACACCCUCGAUCAGAAUGGGCCGAUUCAACCCCAACCCUCACAUUCCCCGAACUAAACGACUAUAUUGUGAAAUACCAAGACCCGCAACAGGCAGAUAGCAUCAUGAAGAUCCAAAAGGAAUUGGAUGAGACAAAGAUUGUGUUGCAUAAGACUAUUGAGAGUGUUUUAGAGAGAGGCGAGAAAAUCGAUACAUUGGUGGCAAAGAGUGAUGGCUUGAGUGCACAGAGCAAGAUGUUCUAUACACAAGCAAAGAAGCAGAACUCAUGCUGCGUGGCUAUGUAGAUUGGUGUAUUUGGUUAGCUAUGGCGUUCUCAUCUUUUUUGAUAGCAUUCUCGCAGGCAUUGUUUCGAUUGGAGGAUGUAAAUUGCAGUUUGAGGUUCGGGAAUAUUGGCGAGUGAGGUCGCAAAGUGGCUUAACUUUCAAGGCGACGUCUUAAUACUUAAAUGGUACA
Botrytis cinerea B05.10 is the source of this 927-nucleotide messenger RNA. RefSeq names its product Bcykt6 (gene Bcykt6). Gene Ontology annotation, molecular function: SNAP receptor activity. Gene Ontology annotation, cellular component: membrane; Golgi apparatus. Gene Ontology annotation, biological process: endoplasmic reticulum to Golgi vesicle-mediated transport. The record is from RefSeq and is a predicted model, not a curated record. Lineage: Eukaryota; Fungi; Ascomycota; Leotiomycetes; Helotiales; Sclerotiniaceae. The coding region runs from base 165 to 758 and encodes 197 amino acids. The transcript is spliced from 5 exons.